Fibroporia radiculosa is the source of this 3816-nucleotide messenger RNA. RefSeq lists its product as uncharacterized. The transcript has 8 exons. Gene Ontology annotation, biological process: positive regulation of transcription by RNA polymerase II; negative regulation of transcription by RNA polymerase II. The record is from RefSeq and is a predicted model, not a curated record. The coding region runs from base 1 to 3816 and encodes 1271 amino acids. Gene Ontology annotation, molecular function: RNA polymerase II cis-regulatory region sequence-specific DNA binding; DNA-binding transcription factor activity, RNA polymerase II-specific; zinc ion binding. Lineage: Eukaryota; Fungi; Basidiomycota; Agaricomycetes; Polyporales; Fibroporiaceae.
AUGGCGUUCGAGUGGGCCGGGAGUGCUGAUGCGAGGCGCAAAAAGGCCGGACGCGGAAUGGGAGGGCCUCCGUCAUGCGGGGGUGGGAGUGGCGGGAGGGUCGUCGGCGCUGCUGGCGGGCGAGGCGGGAACGCGGACGGCAGCGAGGGCGAGGGCGGGCGUGGGAACGAGGUGCCCCAGAAAGGCAAGGCAGGGAAAAUAUUGAGCGCGGGAACUGGCAAAAUCGGGUCGGCAAAAGCGUCUGAGCGGGUUAUUUGGACUCGUCCUCUAACGUGGUCGGGUGCGGUCCGUGCCCUCCUCAGGCCUCAGCUCCAGACGACGUCCUCUGCCUCCUCCUCGCCACCGUCCGCAUCCUCGCGGUCGCUCUCGCCAUCCUCCUCGCCGCCGCGUUCCCUCGCCCAGGUGGAUGACUACGCCGCGGCACUCUUCGUUCGCCAUCCCCUCAUAUAUCCUAGGCGUCCUAUGGAACUUCCGACGUCCUCCGUCCGAGGGUAUAACGAAGCCAUCACUCGUCCUUGGUCUCCUGUAGCCCAGUCUGCCUCGGGCACCGUCCUCAACCGCUCUGCUUCAUCCUCCACCACCCUUGAUCUCAGCCCCCACCCGUCCUCUCUCCCCUCCUCCGCCCACUCAUCCCCCUGGCCUGCCCAGCCCCCCCUCACUAUCCCCGGCUCUUCUCCAUCUGCCCCCUUCAUGCUUCAACACUCUGUCCCCUCUGCUGCGCCUCAUCCUGGCGAUACUUCGGCACAGCACAGUUCCAUCUCAUCCUUGCCGAACCAAGAAUGGGGGAACGUGUUCUCCUCGCCGCUCGACCCUGCAACGUUUGCCGCCCUCGCCGCUUCUGGCGUGCUGGGACCCCCUACCGGCGGAGUCCCUUCUAGUAUGCCCGCCAGAUAUAGCCGUUCGUCGCCACAGUUCUCCAUGAAUCCUCGCAUUACUCCGCUCAACACGAAAGACAUCGGCCGGCCGAGUGCUGGGCAGGGCGCACCGCAGUCAUGGUCCAAUGUCCCCUCUCCGUAUUCCUCUACCCCCUCAUCAUCGCAACGAGCCUCACCCCUUCAUUUUCGACCUGGUCCCGGAAACAAUCCGUACAGCAAGAGAAAAUCUCCUGUGAGCGGUAUGCCUCCAUACGGGCCCGCUAAUAUACGACCGUCGACUUCCGUCUCUAACAGCAUGGCUUCAUAUAACGUUCAUAGCAGACGCAGUUCAUUGAGCCAGCAGAUGACUGGAUCCGACCUUGCGGGCCCUAGUGGCCGCUACGAUGCACAUCUCGGCUCCCUGAACGAAUCGCACUUGGACGGUUUCUCGCCAUCAUUUCACGCACCCCUACCGUCUGUGGAUCUCAACUCUGGCGCGCACUUCCCAAGUGAACGGCAUGAACUGACUCUCCCUCCGUCAUUAUAUAUGUCUCCAGCCUCAGUGCCUACUCCCUCCGUCGUUUCUCUGGCGGAAGCCCCAUACCCACUUUUGACGCAGCUAGCAGUACCGCAGCAUGGAUCCACUACCGAUUCAUUAUCAGGGUCAGCACAGAGCCCCACGAAUCUCUCCUUAUAUGGUGAUCAGAACAAAUCGAGUGCACCUACAUCAGCUAGCAGCCCAAAGGAACGCAUGUUGUCGGAUUUGUUCACUGAUGAUCUCUUCCCACGUAAUUCACCGCUGGAUGGCCAAGGCUCUCAGAACUUCCCUUCUCCACGGUUGUCUGGGUCGCCCGAUCUGAAAUCUAUAGAGCUGGCAAUGGUGGACGCGGAUCCUGAGAAGUUGGCCAAGGAAGAUCCACUGGCGACUCAAGUUUGGAAAAUGUAUGCGCGUACUAAAGCCACUCUGCCCCAUGCACAGAGAAUGGAGAACAUAACAUGGCGGAUGAUGGCGCUAGCUUUGAAGAAAAAGAAAGAGGACGAAGACAGGAUGAAGGAGUUGGAUCAGAGGCUGCAGGACGGUCAUCAUUUCGACGGCUCUGGCCAAUUGUCCGUUGGCGGCGAAACGAUUUUGAUCAAGGAGGAACCGGCUGAGCGAGGAAGAACGACUGACAAGGGGAAAGCGCGAGUGCAGGUCGUUGGCUUCGAUGGCGCGAAUCAAGAUGGUGUGGAGGAUGGAGAUGAGAUGCUAAUGGAUUGGAGGGCCUUGAGUAGGUCUCGUUCUCGUGCGCCAAUGGAUUGGCGCCCGGCAAGUCGCUCACGCUCACGACCACCCUUGGCUGGAGUGGGGCUUGAUCAGACCAGCCAUAUCAAGUUUCCCUCAUCGUCGCCUCCAAAGGGUUCAGCCAUGUCUCAUCACAUACCCAUUCCAGGCACAUCGUCCUUUGGUCGUCGAAGUCCGCAUCCAGGCCUGUCCGCUGUGCUCGAGUCGGGUGAUGUACACGGGUUGGGGUCUGUCGAGUCGUUUUCCGCCUUGAACAGCCCAUCGCAUCAUCCAUCCUCCCUCCCUUCAUUCGGUUUGCACGGUCUUUCUAGAUUAUCGACGUCCACAGCUACUUCGCCUGAGCAGCGUACCUUCCCUAAGCAUGUCCGGAAAACAAGCUUUGAUCAUACUGUGACGAGGGAAGGCAUAUUUACCGGGGUGAGUGGUCGACACCAAGUCAACGGGAAGCCAUUGUCGCCUGAAAGUCUUAUUGGAAUCAAGCGACGUGCAGAUGCGCCACACGCAGACGGAAUGCUUCGCGGUGACCUCCCUGUCAUCCCACCUCAAGAGCAUAUCGAUCCUUCCGAGUCUGAGCCAUUCCGGCGUAACAGUCCCUUCCCUUCAUCUUCGUUCAACUUUACUUUCCCAAGUUAUGACACAUUCUUUGACCUGUCCAGUGCGCCACCAACCAACCUCCCGCCUCCAACUCUUCCCUCUGUGAAAGAUCUUCGGCCAUCGGACAGUCUUUCAUAUCAUGAUCCAUUACGAGCUUCCUUUCACGACAAUUUCCCCGCGCCAAUUGGCCCCGGAGCAGAGACGCUCUCACCUGCAGCUGUGGCAGCCUCCGCUGCAGUGGCAGAAGGCUUUGCGCACAUGAACGUCCUAGAACAACCGUUGGAUUACAACCAUCUAGUUGGCAUGAUGUAUCCUGGCCUUGACGGUAGUUCCGGAAUGGGCCCAUUUACUCAUGUUGAUCCACAUCAUAUUCUACCUGUGGACACCCAAGAGAAUUCUUUCCAGAAUUUCCAUCCCAGUCCAUCCAGCGACGGCUGGGGGAACGGUGUGAACUCCAGCUCCAAUGCUUCGCCUGAGCCUUACCACUCGUCGACGGCAUCUACGCCACCUUCCGCGGAGAAUGGCGCAGGUUCGCGCAAUCCGCCACGCAAGAUUGCGUCGUCGAAACGUGUGGUGCAGGACACGCGGGCCACUAACAGAAAGACUAGCCCUGAGGUUUCUACCACGGCGAGGGGCGCGGGGGGCGCGGGAGAAGAUGGUGACCAGAGCCCCACUGUUUGUACCAACUGCCAGACCACAAAUACACCCCUUUGGCGCAGGGACCCGGAGGGCCAGCCCUUGUGUAACGCGUGCGGCCUGUUCUACAAGUUGCAUGGUGUGGUUAGGCCAUUGUCUCUGAAGACGGAUGUUAUCAAGAAGAGGAAUCGAGCGUCUGGCACCCCGCACAGUACAUCCCGCAAGGGUGCAUCUGCCCUGCCCAGGAUCACGUCCUCCGCUACUCGACCGCGGGCUGCAACAACGAGUUCGAUGCCAAUGGGUCUUCACGGCACCCGAAUGUCCCCCACGACACGAAUAGGGUUGGGCUCUCCGGGUAACGUCUCUAUGAAGCGGCAGCGACGGACUUCUACCAGCGCCUCGACGCAGUCGUCCAGCCGUAAGACUGGUGACGAUGGCGUCGGUGCCUAG